Linnemannia hyalina is the source of this 1101-nucleotide messenger RNA. The record is from the annotation of a GenBank genome assembly. Lineage: Eukaryota; Fungi; Mortierellomycota; Mortierellomycetes; Mortierellales; Mortierellaceae.
AUGGUCAAAUUCUUUGCCUCUUCUCUCACUGUCCUCGUCUUGACCUUGGCCGCUGUCCAGGCGCAGACUACUAUCGACAUCAGCAAGUACCCCACAAUCAACCAAAUCCCCCCUAUCAACUCACCCGAGGUCCAGGCUUGGCUUAAGGAGCUUGGUGACCUCUCUGGAGCCCCCAGCAUCCCUCUUCAUAAGGGUGAGCCUCCAUCAUGCCCUAACCCCCCUAUCCCCAACGAGUGUUACUGGACUUGUGAUGGAUGCGCCGCUGACGAUAUUACUGCCUGCGCUGCCCCCAACACCUGGGGUUUGACCUUUGACGAUGGUCCCUCCACUGCCACACCUACCCUAUUGAACUAUUUGAAGACCAAUAAGCAUUCUGCCACCUUCUUCUUGAUUGGUUCCAAUGUCAUCCAGUACCCUGAUACUGUCAAGCGCGAGGUUACCGAGGGUCACCACUUGGCCUCCCACACCUGGUCCCACCACGCCCUCACCACCUUGUCCAAUGAGCAGAUCGUUGCCGAGAUGAAAUGGACUGAGAAGGCCGUCAUGGAGGCCACCGGUCUCCGCCUGAAGUACAUGCGUCCUCCCUAUGGUGAUAUCAACAACCGUGUCCGCUAUGUCCUCAAGAAGCUCGGUUAUAUCCCUGUUGACUGGACCGGCGAUGCUUUUGACACCAACGACUGGCAGAUGCCCACCAUGGCCGAAGCCAAGGUCAUUGCCACCUUUACAAAGUCCCUCGAUGCCUACGUUGCUUCCAACAAGACCAAGGGUUUCUACUGCCUCGAGCACGACCUCAACGACCUCACUGUCGGCGUUGCUCAAAAAUUGAUUCCUCUUGGUACUGCUCGCAAGAUCAACAUUGCCUCGGUCGCCCAGUGUGAGGGUGAUGCCCAACCCUACCAGCUCGGUGGUACUGCUCCUAUGCCCUCGGUCUCGGGCGUUACCCCUUCGGUCACUGCCACCUCUGCUGGCUCUGUUACUCCUACCGGCUCUUCCACCGUCGGCACCCCCACCGUCGCCAAGCCUAACAAUGCCAACGUUCAGUCUGUUGGUGCGCUCUCUGUUGCCGCUGCUGCCCUUGCUGCCGCUGUUAUCUUUGCAUAG